AGGAUGGCUCUCCACUACCAACUGGUAUGGAAGAGGUUCGUAACAAAGCAAUGGUUUUUAAGGUUUCUGCUAAAGCCGAUCAUUUCAAGAACCGAGCCAUGCCUAUACCAGUUGUCGGGAUAACCUAUGAUGCCGAAUUAGUUCACCAUUACUGUCCAUCUUUGGUUGAUGAUCAGGACCACCUAUCCAUCAUGCUUGAUGAAGAUGACCAAGAUGGACAGUCUGAAGAAUCUGAAUCUGGAGAUGAGGCCAGUAGCCCAAAUGUGACUCAAACUAAGAAGCAAAGGACUGCUGAAAAUAAUCAAGCACUGGAAGUAGCAGAAACUAAAAGAAACCUGAUUGAUCAAUUCUCCUCAACUAAAGAUGUUAAGAAAUCAAAGCCUGUUGUCGUCAAACUGGAGAAGAAUUGAAAGUGAAAGACCUUAAUUGCUAACUCUCUGUUUUAAGGGUUUAAUGAUGGACAAUUUUCACUGCAUAGUGGUUUAGUUGUAUGGAUUUGAUGUAUUUUCUAAACCUAUUUUGAUAAUAUGUACUGUGAAGUACAUAUUAUAUGUUUUGGAUCAUUUUAGAACCUAAUCAUUUGCUUUAAAUUUUAUGUUUUAAAAAUAGUUUAGCUGCUCUUUGUUAUUGUUAUUUGUGUAUUGCCUAACAUUUUGCAGGUAAGAAAACACAGAUGUCAAG
This is a messenger RNA of Ipomoea nil (Japanese morning glory), 681 nucleotides long. RefSeq lists its product as uncharacterized. NCBI's taxonomy places the organism in Eukaryota, Viridiplantae, Streptophyta, Magnoliopsida, Solanales, Convolvulaceae. The record is from RefSeq and is a predicted model, not a curated record. The coding region runs from base 27 to 410 and encodes 127 amino acids. The transcript is spliced from 2 exons.